Molecule: messenger RNA, 3016 nt
Organism: Hippocampus comes (tiger tail seahorse)
Lineage: Eukaryota; Metazoa; Chordata; Actinopteri; Syngnathiformes; Syngnathidae
Product: forkhead box protein N2-like
Exons: 5
Coding region: 390-1496 (368 amino acids)
Biological process (GO): regulation of DNA-templated transcription
Cellular component (GO): nucleus
Molecular function (GO): DNA-binding transcription factor activity; cis-regulatory region sequence-specific DNA binding
Source: RefSeq, a predicted model, not a curated record
AUACUUAGUCCUUACAAUUCAGCACACUAGUUGCGUUUCGAAUGAUAACGUGCGCACAGUUUUGCCUCACUAAUCCGUAGUUGUCCUCCUAUAAGAACAAAGAGCGUACUAGUUAGUGCACGGCCCUGAAGCUGGCGAAAGUGGACUGUAUCAUGUUCCAGUGUUUAGUGACGCUGAGCGCUGUAAGCGGGAGCGCGCACGUCUGUCGGCCGGGAACCCGCCGGCUGCAAAGCGUCCUUUUCGGUUCCCGUGGCAACCCAAACCACAAGUCAACGCACACGGAACGAGAAAGGGAGAGCGACAGAGGGGUUGCGGUUCAAAGUUUCGGGUCUCCUAAAUCCACCUUGAACCCUGACAAAGACGAAUCUUGACGGGCCGCAAGGAAGUGAAUGAUGGAGAACCUAUGCCACACCCUAGCGCCGUUGUCCCCGUGUUCCGCCGCUUUCGGGGGGCCCUUAUCUCCCUCUUGUCACAUGACCUCCCUUCCCCUGUCGCCCAUCUCCUUCCCUCCGUCGCCGACCAUGGCUGAGUCCCUCCCAUCUUCCUCCUCAUCUUCCUCCGCUUCCUCCUCCUCAUGCUCUCCCCUUUCAAACUGCAUGGCGUCCCAACACCUGGAGGGUCCCCUGAACACGUGGGCCCAGGACGACCUGACGUGCCUCAGUUGGCUGCACCAAAGGGGCAACCUUCUCCCACUCCAGCCACUCCCCAAAGCCACCCGACCUCAGCCCAGAGGAGAGUCCGGACGGGAUCCUGCCUCGACCAAGCCACCGUACUCUUUCAGCAGCCUGAUUUUCAUGGCCAUAGAGGAGUCGGUGGACAAGAGGCUGCCGGUAAAGGACAUCUACAGCUGGAUCGUGGACAAGUUCCCCUACUACAGGACAGCCAGCGCGGGAUGGAGGAACUCGGUUCGGCACAAUCUGUCUUUGAGCAAGAGCUUCUGCCGCAUGGAGAGGGAAAAAAGUCAGUCGGUGGGGAAAGGAUCUCUGUGGCGCGUGAAUCCAGAGCAUCGAGCGGCACUGCUAGAAGUUCUUCGGAAGACGCACGCCUACCACAGCAACAGCACCAGCCUCAUAAACCAACCUGCCCUGUUGGAAGGCGUGGACUAUGGCGUGUCUGUAGUGUGUGACUCCAUGGAAAUGUCAGAUUGUCUCCCUCACACACUGAUGCUGUCCGCCCCAUCGCCCAACACCCCCAGCGGAGAUAAUCCUGCUUUCUCCGAACACCCGGAUUUCCCCUUGACCCCAGAGCAUGAGGAGCUAGUGGCCAUCGAGCCGGUGGAAUACCAAGCGGAGGAUCUGAGCGGGGACUUGAACAAAGACCCACUGGCCGACAGCGGCUACAUCGAGCUGCACUACUACCAGUCUCCCGAGUACCAGUACCUGGUCUUACCCGAUGACACGGAGUUGGACCUGGAGACGGUGGAGAUCCUACAGCUGGACACUGAGGCACAGGAGGCAGCUGGUUCGCUGCUGGAUUUAGCGGGGAGGGGAUGUUAAGAGCCUUUUUGGUCAUCACUGUAUCCUUGUCGGCGCCAACGUCACUGCCCAAUGAUUGCAAAACUUGUAUUUUUUUUUAAAUAUAGUCUAGAACCUUAUCACUUGUGUUCAAGCACUUGCCCAAUCGUACAUCAUGUAGACAAAAGUUUUGGGACACUUGCUAGCCAGUGUUUGCCAGGCACCAAACUUUUAUUCCGUAUCCUUGAUCCGGACUCUACAUGUGCGUGACAUAUGCCUACUAGUUCAGUAGUUUUACUAGAGAAAACAAUAGUUUACUAGUAAGGUUUAAUUGCAUACGAGUAGGCCAAAAGUGACACUUGUAGUGGAAAAGCACCUCUAAUGCUGUUGGACUAUUUAUUCAAUAUCCUUGAUCAGGACUUGACUGGUUCGUGACAAAUACCUACCUAUUUGUAGGCACCAUAAUCUAGUAUGAUGUAAGGAUGUUUGGAGUCACUUCACGACUAGUUGGGGAUAUUAGUAUAACUAGUGCAGCACAGUAGUUGGCUCGUGAGGUUUAGUUGCAUUCUAGCGGCGUACAUGAGCGGAAAAAAAUAUUACGAGUAAAACACAAACCUCACUAAUAAGACAUCUAGUACAGUAAUAAUAAACCAGUGCCACUUUUGAAGGUCAAUUGUUGUACUGGUUUUAAAUUACUUUAUAGUGAUAUAUCGUAUAGUGUCGCUGGCACGCGUUAGUAGAGAAAAAUAAAAAACUUGGAAGAGACAGUCUAGUGCACCUCCAUUCUGCUAGUGUUUGGAACUGUACAUCGACAAUUCAGUAUGCAUGGAAAAUUCAGUACUAGUAGGAUGUUGAACAAAUACUUUUAACAUCUUAAUCGAAAGUCCAUAAAUUAAAAAAAUAAAUGCUUGAACGGCUUUAUAAGCCAUUUGGGCCCUUAUUCGAUAAGAAAGCAACUAGUGCGUGACACAUGCCGAGUGAGGAAAAAGAGAGUACAGUACUAGUACCUGAACCUUGAGCUUGAGAUCAACAAUGUGGAAUAACUGAUCCAACAGCUUUCCAUGGUCAUCCUCAGGAACGGAUGAUGCCCUUCCAACUCAUGUAGCAUCGCUGAUUUUUUUCUAGAUUUCCUAAUUUUGAGUCAUCACGUUUCUGAGUGUGUCAAAUGUGCACAAGCUCAUUUGAAUAAUUGUCUACUAAAUUAACAUAUUCAUGUUAAUUCAAAAAGCUGAGAAACCCAUUCACAUCUUUUCCAACAUAGCCGAUAAAGAUGCAAAUUGAAAUCAUCAGACGGUGUAGUCUGAUUUGCUUGAAAAUGGCUCUGGAUCUUCACCCAGCUUCGAAAAUAAUGGGUAGAGAAACUGGACAUUGGGGGGGAGUUAAUAUAAAUUACCAUCUUCUAAGGACAUUAUAAAAUUCUAUUAUGCAACAUCUAGGUGUUAACUAAUAGGACUAGUGUGCACAUAUGUUAUAUACUGCACAGUCUUGCCUCACUAGUAAGAAGUAGUUGUUGGGGCUGCCUAGUUGUUCUACUAAUGUGCAGAAGAGCCACACAAUAAAAA